AUGGUUUCAACUCAACACCAACAACACAUUUAUAUUUCUGUUAAUGUUCAAAACAUUUAUAUGUCUUGUGAAGCAAAACAUGCUGAAAACUAUGAAGUCUACAAGCAAUCUACAUUUAAUUACAAUCAUAAAGAUAUAUACGCUCAUAGUGAUAAACAAGACAAUAAUUGUCAAAUAAUAGAAGUGCCUAAUCAAGUAGAAUUUAACGCUAAUCCUAGUGAAAGUAGAUCCCAAUUUGACCAAAGUUGUAAAGAAGCUAAAAUAACAAGAAAAAAUAAAGCACCACCAUGUAAAUGGAAGGAAGAAGCCAUAAAAUAUUUACUAGCCUACUUGAAAGCAAAUAAAGAAAAGGUUCUACGGCUGGAAAGUCGUGGUUCUAUAGCUG
Funneliformis mosseae is the source of this 385-nucleotide messenger RNA. The record is from the annotation of a GenBank genome assembly. NCBI's taxonomy places the organism in Eukaryota, Fungi, Glomeromycota, Glomeromycetes, Glomerales, Glomeraceae.